Molecule: messenger RNA, 2709 nt
Organism: Notothenia coriiceps (black rockcod)
Lineage: Eukaryota; Metazoa; Chordata; Actinopteri; Perciformes; Nototheniidae
Gene: spty2d1
Product: SPT2 chromatin protein domain containing 1
Exons: 4
Coding region: 47-2065 (672 amino acids)
Biological process (GO): transcription by RNA polymerase I; nucleosome assembly
Cellular component (GO): nucleolus
Molecular function (GO): histone binding; DNA binding
Source: RefSeq, a predicted model, not a curated record
UCAAACGAAGAAAAAGAAGGAUGAACUACUACAGAAGAGGGUUGAAAUGAAGUCGGACCGUAAAGCCCGGGCCAUGGCUUCCAGAACCAAAGACAAUUUCAGAGGCUACAAUGGCGUCCCAGUUGUAGAAUUGCCUAAGAAAAGGAGAACAAAACAAGAAAUGCAGGAAGAAAGAGCAUUGAAUGGCGAAGGAUUUACGAACAACUCCAUUGACCCAGAGGAUGAGGAUAAUUAUGAGUAUGAGCCUUCAGAUUCAGAGUCGGAGCAGGAGCCAGAACCACGGAGACCUGCAAAAACCCCUGGAUUUAGUGCUAGUAGCAGGAGCAGUAGUAGCAAGCAAUCCUCUAAAAAGCCUGCUCCACCUCCAUUGAACUUUGCAGAGUUACUCAAAUUGGCAGAGAAGAAGCAGUUUGAGCCAGUUGAGGUAAAAAAGGUAGUGAAAAAAGAAGAUAGGCUCCGAACAGCUGAAGAGAUAAGGGAGCGGGAGCUGGAGCGCAAGGUUAAGAGAAUGGACAGAGACUCAAAGACAGAGAGAGACAGAGACAGCAAGUCUCAAUCUAGCUCUAGUAAAAUGAGGAAAAACACUUCUGAGAAGGAGCAGAAGAAUGGUAAACCCCAAAAUAACUCCUCAGUAAAGCCAAGUUUGCCCUGUGGCUCAGCGAAGAAAUUGCAUCCCACAUCUUCUAGUGAUAAAGGCCACUCUUCUUCUAGGCCCUCUGUUAAUGACAGAGACAGAGAUCAAUCCAAGAUGUCUAACAGUGUCAGAGAUCGAUCCAAGAUGUCUAACAGUGAAAGAGAUCGAUCCAAGAUGUCUAACAGUGAUAGAGACCGAUCCAAGAUGUCUAACAGUGAUCGAGACCGAUCCAAGGCAGCCUCAUCAAGUGCUUCUGGUGCCACAAACAGUAAAGUUCCUUCAAAAGGCUCAUCAUCUCAGGUUUCAGCCAAACAAGGGGGGCUCAAGCCCUCAUCCAGCCACAAAUCAAGUGCCUCAAGUGACCUUAUCCCCAAAAAAGAAAGCUCAUCAAGACCCUCAGGCAUUCCUGGGACCAGGGCUCCUGGUCCAUCUACAUCAGGCCAAAGAUCUCAACAGGGGAGCUCCCAACAGAACAGGCCCAAUCAGGGUGUGAAGCAAGGACCUUCAGCCGGAGGAAACAAGUCUGGAAAGGGAGAACCUCUGAGGCCUGGAACUAAUUCUGCUGGAAAGUCAAGUGGUAAUUCAGGGAUGAGACCUUCUUCGGGGGGCCCUCCUAAGGCAGGGGCCCAGCCCCAGUCAAGGCCUGGAGGCACAUUCCAUGCAAAAGCUCUUGGUGUCCCACAGGCCAGGCCUGGUGGGAGUGGCCCAAAUGGUCCCCCUAGAGGAGGUGGACCCCGACCGCCAGGGACGGGGCCUGCUCGGACUGGCAGUGGAGGACCAGUAUCUGGACGGCCCUCGGGCAGCGUUGGAUCUGGCCCUGGAAAAUCCACGUGCACUGUGGUGUCCGAGACCAUUUCAUCCAAGAAUUUUGGUGGGCCAAAACCAGGAGUCCCUCCUCAACCAGGCAUGCAGCAGAGACCAGGCAUGCAGCAGAGACCCGGCAUGCAGCAGAGACCCGGCAUGCAGCAGGGACCCGGGAUGCAGCAGAGACCCGGCAUGCAGCAGAGACCCGGCAUGCAGCAGAGACCAGGGAUGCAACAGGGACCCGGGAUGCAACAGAGACCAGGCAUGCAACAGAGACCCGGGAUGAACAGACCACCAGUCCCAAGGUUACCGCCAAUCACCUCUGCAUACAAGAGGAAAUACGAGGAUGACGAGGACGAGUAUGACUCAGAAAUGGAGGAUUUUAUUGACGAGGGAGAAGACGAACAAGACAUUUCCAGGCAUAUUAGGGAAAUCUUUGGAUAUGAUAAAAACAAAUACAAGGCGGACGAGAGUGACUAUGCACUUAAAUUCAUGGAAAGCAGCUGGAAAGAUAUGCAGAAAGAGGAGGCCAGGACCCUGCGAAUGGCCGUGAAGGAAGAUCAGGAGGAGGAGGAAAGAGAACUACAAGAGCUGAAAAGGCAAACUGCCAAGAGGAAAAAAAACUGAAGCCCCUAUUUUCGUUGAGAUUAAUGAAAAACUAAAAAGCUGUGUCCCAUGAGGUCUGCCAUGAGGCCCAGUGACUGUGCCCACCUCGGCCUCUGUGGGACAAAAACUGUGGAACGACACGUGACAUUGGCCCAGAGAAAAAGAGAAGACUGUUAGUCAAAGACAACAUAUGCACAAAUCAUUCAGGCAGUACCCUGUGACAAAGAUCUCAUAUUUUCCCUGUUUUAUUAUUUAUUACCCCCACUGAGUGACGGGUUUACACGGUCAACAGUCUCACAUUUCUUAAAAGGAACUGAGAACUAUAAAUAUGGAAGAGUGAUAUUUUGCAGACAAACAAUGACAUACAGGUGUUGAUAAAAUGCUAUUUUCAGCAGAAAUUGUUGCAUAUUUUUCCAAAACAAAUGAUUGUAAAGUAAUUACAAUAUGCAGAAACACACUUUACCACUUGAUGUGUUGUUUGUUUCUCUUUUAAAGGGAGUUUAGAGAAAUUAUUGCUUAAAGGGUUUUAUUUAAAUGUCUAGCUUUAUGUUAACGUUUUCUCGACAAUCCUAGUAAUAUAUACAGAACUUGGGUACCACUACAAGUGUCAUUUAUAGAAAAUGGUAUGAUUUUAGGUUAAAGCAAUGAAAUAUUAUUUUGCCAUU